Messenger RNA from Monodelphis domestica (gray short-tailed opossum), 2095 nucleotides. RefSeq names its product ovo like zinc finger 2 (gene OVOL2). Gene Ontology annotation, molecular function: DNA-binding transcription factor activity, RNA polymerase II-specific; RNA polymerase II cis-regulatory region sequence-specific DNA binding. Lineage: Eukaryota; Metazoa; Chordata; Mammalia; Didelphimorphia; Didelphidae. The record is from RefSeq and is a predicted model, not a curated record. Gene Ontology annotation, cellular component: nucleus. Gene Ontology annotation, biological process: epidermal cell differentiation; regulation of transcription by RNA polymerase II.
GCGCAUGCUCACUCCCAAGUUUCCUGGUGCAUUUUCUAUUCCACCUUAUGAAACUUUUUUUUUUCUCCGUGUGGUCUCACCCACGAUUUAAGAAAUAAGCGAGGAGCAGGCGGAGAGAUCGAGGCCAGGGUGGGGGCCCAACUGGGAUAGCAGAGGGCUCAAGGGCCCUGGGGGGGAGUGCCGGGGAAAGGCAAAGCAAGGCGAGGCGAGGCGGGAAGGUGGGGUGGGGAACCCUGGAUUCUCCGGGCAGGAGAAGCAGCCGCCUCUUGCGGAGUUCUGAGAGAGGAAGAGACGAGGGUGAGAAGGGGGCUGUUAUCCGCACGGAAAAGUUCAGGGGCGCGAGCUCGCCAGUCUGAGAGGGGGGAGCUGGAACCAGGUAAAGGUAAAGGGUACCCGAACCGCUCUCCUCUAUUCUCCCAAACCCCACCAUGCCCAAAGUCUUCCUGGUGAAGAGAAGAAACCCAGUGGCUACGAUCCGCAGUUGGGAUGAGCUCCCAGACGAGGAAAGAGCCGACACCUACAUCCCAGUGAGCCUGGAUUGCAUGCUCCACUACAGCACGGAGGACUACCGCAGCGAGAGCAGCAGCAGCAGCAGUAGCAGCAGCAGCGAAAGCAGCGGCGGCGGCAGCAACGGAGACCCCGGGGGCGCCGAGCUCCGCUGCCUAGAGAGCAGCAGUGGCGGCUCCGUGCAGGAGUCGGAGCCCAGGGACCAUCUCGCUCCUCAAUCGGGAGCCCCAGAACCCAGAACCAACGAGGAGCCAGUGCUGCACCUGGCAGGAAAGCGCCCGACCGCCAGGUCUAAAAUCAAGUUCACAACUGGGACCUGCAAUGAAGCUAUGGUGUAUAGUUGUGAGCUGUGUGGCAAAGGCUUCCGUCUCCAGAGGAUGCUGAACAGACACCUCAAGUGCCACAACCAGGUGAAAAGGCAUCUGUGUACCUUCUGUGGCAAAGGCUUCAAUGAUACUUUUGACCUGAAACGGCAUGUCCGGACUCACACAGGGAUCCGCCCCUACAAAUGUGAGAUCUGCAACAAGGCCUUCACCCAGCGCUGCUCUUUAGAAUCUCACCUGAAGAAGAUCCAUGGGGUGCAGCAGCAGUAUGCCUACAAACAGCGACGGGACAAGCUGUAUGUGUGUGAGGACUGUGGCUACACCGGCCCUACGCAAGAGGACUUGUACCUGCAUGUGAACAGUGCCCACCCAGGAAGUGCUUUCCUCAAAAAGACCUCGAAAAAACUGGCCGCCAUUUUACAGACGAAGCUGACUUCUGUUCUCCAGAGAAAUGCCAAACUGAGUGAGGAGGACAAAUGAUGGGCGAGAAGGAGAGGAAGAGAGGGACUCGUGUUGGGACUGAUGCUAUGAAGUUUACAUGUUUGAUAAGUUUAUAUGCUGGUUUUGUCCCCCUCUCUUUUUAGAUUUUUUUUUUAAAUUAACAAAAGUUCAGAGAUCUCUUUGUUCCUUCUGGUUCCUUCAAGAUAGUGGCCUCUUCCAUCCUUAGGAUACCACCACUUGGAAUGGAGACCAGACGGUCACAAAAAGGUGUAUGUUUUGUUCUGUUUUGUUUUUAAAUAGGGGCCGUUAUUGUGUUGUGUUAUGUACAAUCAUUGUUAGGACUCUAUAAAAGGGGAUAAAGGUCUUCUUGAAGACACUAUUAUUUUUAUUCUACAAGAAUCCGGGGUGCUGGUGCCUUGAAGGAAAGUUAGCCUCACUCAGAUGUUGUAAAGAUGAGAAUGGCAUUAUUUCCUUUCUAACCGAGUUUACAGAAAUUAUUUUAGUAAAUGAAAUGGCCCUAUGAACCUUUUUUUCUAAGAAGAGACCAACUCUAUUUUCAUGUCGGACUUUUUGGUGUGAACUUUGACUUCAGAUUGUGUUUUUGAUUGUUUUUGAGAUUGAUUGGGAAGGGAGUUAAAAAAAAAGACAGCCAAGAGCUGGGGCAAAAAAAAAUCAAAGCUAAAGCUGAGGAGCAUCCAAAAUGCAGAUCUUCAAGAUGCUCCACCUUCCCUUGGGAGUCAUGUUGGCACCUUGUUGGCACACAAACUAGCAAGGUGCUGCUGCUAAGUGUAAAAAAAAAUAAAUAAAAGAAGGUAAAUUCACAA